Molecule: messenger RNA, 1950 nt
Organism: Salvelinus sp. IW2-2015
Lineage: Eukaryota; Metazoa; Chordata; Actinopteri; Salmoniformes; Salmonidae
Product: B-cell receptor CD22
Source: RefSeq, a predicted model, not a curated record
AGAGGGCCAACUCAGACUGACACGCUCACCAUCUCCUCUGAAGCUAUAAACGUCAGCAUCCUAAGCAUCACAUGGUAUCGGGACCCUAAUAGACUAAAGACACCACAGACUCUAAUGGACAUCCUCAGCUUCAUCACAGGGUGCACACUUGUCUCGCUUGGUCACUGUUGGAUGGUGAAGGUGCCCAAWACUGUGAAGGCAGUAGAUGGCAGCUGUGUAGAAGUGUCCUGUCACACCGCCCCCCACCACAGGGUCAUCUGGUACAAGUAUCAUACCUUUCAGUAUCCCAAGCUUUAUGAUGGCAAGGAACCGRCCAGUGUGGAGGCCAGUUUUAGAGRGCGUACAUCAGUGCCAGGCAAUGCAUCAGAGGGUGACUGUACACUGAGGGUUGAGAGUGUGACAUGGACAGACAAUAACCUCCAGCUCUACGUGUGGAUCRACCCUGAUGAGUCAGCUACACAUAAGUUCCAUCAUCAGAUCGUAACGAUUACAAUUGAAAAUAGAAAAGCUCCUGCGUUAUCCAUGCAGAAUGCAAUGGUGGAUGGAGACUUAUUCCAGGCCAACUGUAGUGUCUGGCAUUCCUGCCCAUCCUCUCCUCCAUCCCUUCGCUGGAGUCGUUUGCCUGUAAAUUAUACAGCGGUGACUUCAAUGGAGGAAAAGGGAGGGCUGUGGGUGUCYACUGAGACAAUACAAGGAAGAGGAACGURSCAACUGCACAAAAAWGAGAUGAAAUGCACAGCUCAAUUCGCUACAGUCCAAACUGAGAGUGAACCAGUCAUUCUUAACAUCUYAUAUGCCCCUGUAGGUGUGAAGRUGAUGGCGGAUGARCAGCCAGUCAGUGAAGGUCAURGUGUCAACCUGGAGUGUGUUGCUGAYAGCAACCCCCAGCCAGGCCGGUAUGUGUGGAUCAGACGACAGGGAGGCCAAAGCAUCCAAACGAAUUCAACUCAGGGAAAAAUGUCCUACACCAACAUUAGCAGAGACUCUUCAUUCUCCUGCAUUGUCCAAAACAAUAUUGGAUCAAAUCAGUCAGCCUGGCUGUUUCUGSAUGUCAACUUCCCCCCGGCAAUCCUCUCUGACUCCACUUGCUCCUUGAAGGGUGGGAUUCUGMSCUGUGUGUGUAGAGCAGAAGCMCGACCUAAUGCCACUCUGCGCUGGACGAUCAGCGGAAGCAGCACUCUCCCAUCCUCCUUCACUUCCAUCACCGUACACAGAGAUAAUACGGUGUCAGCAGAACUCACUGGGCCUGUGGAAAGUCGACCAAAUGUCUCCUGCGUAGYCAGUAACUCACUGGCCACUGACAUCCAGCAGCUGCCCCUUGACACAAAAUUCACAGCUGGACAGUUUCUGCCAUGGAUGCUGACUGCUCUGGCAGUUGGAAGUGUCUUUCUGUGGGGAGCUGUAAUGUKUGUACGCAGAAGACGUUGCAGAGAGAGGCAAGCUGACAUGUCAGAGUCCCUAAGGUACAGCAAUCCCCAAAAACCACAGCAAAAGGCUAAGAGGACCAAGCCUAAGGCCAUGCCCAUGGCCUUACCCAAGGAGAAAGCAAGGCCAGAGAGCCCAUCGUCAGUCUACGAAAAUGACUUUGUGCCGAAGAAGCCCAGUCAAAACCCAGCAAAGAACAACGAGAAGACCAAAUUACAAGAUAACACAAAGGCUAUGUGUUCAGACAUGGAUGAUAUCUACCAAAACUAUUGAACUACCAGUGAACACAAYGUUUGCUUCAGAGUACAUAAUAAUAAUGUUAUCCAAUUGUUAKAAGCUGACGAUUGAGUCGUGUAGCCUACUGUUAAAAGUCUAAAGUUGUUGUGUUUGUGCACCUGUCUGGGCUGAGUGGAUUGUGUUUUUUGUGUUUAAGUGAUGAWUGUAACCUAYGUUUUGUAUUAUAACUUUUGUAUCAAYUUAAUUUGUGUGUCAAAUUGCUUUWAAWAAUGUGUUAUGUGAACAUAA